Protobothrops mucrosquamatus (brown spotted pit viper) is the source of this 1376-nucleotide messenger RNA. RefSeq names its product vitamin D receptor (gene VDR). The coding region runs from base 4 to 1329 and encodes 441 amino acids. Gene Ontology annotation, molecular function: zinc ion binding; vitamin D response element binding; nuclear receptor activity. The record is from RefSeq and is a predicted model, not a curated record. Gene Ontology annotation, biological process: multicellular organism development; positive regulation of transcription by RNA polymerase II; cell differentiation. The transcript is spliced from 9 exons. Gene Ontology annotation, cellular component: nucleus. NCBI's taxonomy places the organism in Eukaryota, Metazoa, Chordata, Lepidosauria, Squamata, Viperidae.
UCCAUGUCAGAGUUUCAGAGCUCGUGGGAAUUAUAUCAACAGAGUAUCCCAGAUGAUCUGGAUGUCGAAAUGGAGCCGAUGGCGCCGUGUCCAACCUUUACUGAUACAGCCACCGACUUUGACAGGAACAUUCCCCGGAUCUGCGGUGUUUGUGGAGACAAAGCUACCGGCUUUCAUUUUAACGCUAUGACCUGUGAAGGCUGCAAAGGAUUUUUUAGGAGGAGCAUGAAAAGAAAAGCAAUGUUCACAUGUCCAUUCAAUGGUGACUGUAAAAUUACCAAAGAUAACCGGAGGCACUGCCAAGCUUGCCGGCUGAAGCGUUGCGUUGACAUAGGCAUGAUGAAAGAAUUUAUACUGACCGAUGAAGAGGUUCAGAGGAAAAGAGAGAUGAUAAUGAAGAGGAAGGAGGAGGAAGCCCUUAAGGAAAGCCAAAAGCCCAAAUUGCUGGAGGAACAACAACGAGUCAUUGAAACUCUUCUUGAAGCCCAUCGCAAAACUUACGAUCCUACUUAUUCAGAUUUCUCUCAAUUCCGGCCUCCUGUAAGACAAAAUUCAGACCAAGAACACACAAGUCGGUCUUCUUCUAACAUGACCCCAGGUUUUUCCUUCUCAGAUGACUCUUCAGAUACUUCCAGCUUCUCUUCAGAGCCCAUGAUGCUUUCCAACCUGGAGUUGAACGACGACAGCGCGUCCAUGUCCAUCGACUUCUCCCACCUCACCAUGUUGCCUCACCUUGCUGAUCUUGUCAGCUACAGCAUCCAGAAAGUUAUUGGAUUUGCUAAAAUGAUUCCAGGGUUCAGAAGUCUAACAGCGGAGGACCAGAUUGCUCUCCUGAAAUCCAGUGCCAUUGAAGUGAUAAUGCUCCGUUCCAAUCAAUCAUUUUCCCUGGAGGAUAUGUCCUGGACUUGCGGCAGCAAUGACUUCAAAUACCAAAUCAACGAUGUCACUCAAGCUGGCCACAGCCUAGACUUACUGGAGCCCCUCGUUAAAUUUCAAAUUGGUCUGAAGAAACUGAACCUGCAUGAAGAAGAACACGUGCUCCUCAUGGCCAUCUGCAUCCUUUCUCCUGACCGCCCUGGCGUUCAGGACACAGCUCUGGUGGAGUCCAUCCAGGACCGUCUUUCACAAAUCCUGCAGACCUACAUUCUUUGCCGACACCCUCCUCCAGGCAACCGCUUGCUCUAUCCCAAGAUGAUCCAAAAGCUCACAGACUUGAGGAGCCUGAAUGAGGAGCAUUCCAAGCAAUAUCGCUGCCUCUCCUUCCUGCCCGAACAUAGCAUGCAGCUCACUCCGCUGGUCCUUGAAGUCUUUGGCAAUGAAAUCUCCUGAGUCGCCACUGAGGGGGAAAAAGCACAUGGAAAUCAAGAGUCGGGGGG